Eptesicus fuscus (big brown bat) is the source of this 2833-nucleotide messenger RNA. RefSeq names its product Sp2 transcription factor (gene SP2). Gene Ontology annotation, molecular function: DNA-binding transcription factor activity, RNA polymerase II-specific; RNA polymerase II cis-regulatory region sequence-specific DNA binding. The record is from RefSeq and is a predicted model, not a curated record. Bases 39 to 1973 code for a protein of 644 amino acids. Lineage: Eukaryota; Metazoa; Chordata; Mammalia; Chiroptera; Vespertilionidae. The transcript has 8 exons. Gene Ontology annotation, biological process: regulation of transcription by RNA polymerase II.
CGGCGGAGGCGGCGGAGGCCAGGGAGGAAGAUGUCGUAAUGAGCGAUCCACAGACCAGCAUGGCUGCCACUGCUGCUGUCAGUCCCAGUGACUACCUGCAGCCCGCUGCCUCCAGCACCCAGGAUUCCCAGCCGUCUCCCUUAGCCCUGCUUGCUGCAACAUGUAGCAAAAUUGGGCCUCCAGCUGUUGAGGCUGCUGUGACGCCUCCUGCUCCCCCACAGCCCACACCACGGAAACUGGUCCCUAUCAAACCUGCCCCUCUCCCUCUCAGCCCUGGCAAGAAUAGCUUUGGAAUCUUGUCCUCCAAAGGAAACAUACUUCAGAUUCAAGGGUCACAACUGAGCACAUCCUAUCCUGGGGGUCAACUGGUGUUCGCCAUCCAGAAUCCCACUGUGAUUAACAAAGGGACCCGAUCAAAUACCAACAUCCAGUACCAGACAGUCUCUCAGAUUCAGGCGAGCAGUGGCCAGACCAUCCAAGUACAGCCCAGUCUCACCAACCAAAUCCAGAUCAUCCCUGGCACCAACCAAGCCAUCAUCACCCCCUCACCAUCUGGUCACAAGCCUGUCCCCAUCAAGCCAGCCCCUGUCCAGAAGUCAAGUACAACUACCACCCCCGUGCAGAGUGGGGCCAGUGUGGUGAAGCUGACAGGUGGUGGCAACAUGACACUUACUCUGCCUGUCAACAACCUUGUGAACACCAGCGACACCGCGGCCUCCACUCAGCUCCUCACGGAGAGUCCUCCCAUCCCGCUGUCCAAGACUAAUAAGAAAGCCAGGAAGAAGAGUCUUCCUGCCUCCCAGCCCUCGGUGGCUGUGGCUGAGCAGGUGGAGACGGUGCUGAUCGAGACCACAGCGGACAACAUCAUCCAGGCAGGGAACAACCUGCUCAUUGUUCAGAGCCCUGGCGGGGGCCAGCCAGCUGUGGUCCAGCAGGUCCAGGUGGUGCCCCCCAAGGCCGAGCAGCAGCAGGUGGUGCAGAUCCCCCAGCAGGCCCUGAGAGUGGUGCAGGCAGCAUCUGCCACCCUCCCCACUGUCCCCCAGAAGCCCUCCCAGAACUUUCAGAUCCAGGCGGCCGAGCCAACGCCUACUCAGGUCUACUUCCGUACGCCUUCCGGUGAGGUGCAGACGGUCCUUCUCCAGGACAGCUCCCCAGCAACAGCUGCACCCACCUCCACCACCACUUGUAGCAGUCCUGCACCCCGUGCUCCCCAUCCGAGCGGGACCAGCAAAAAGCACUCAGCCGCAAUUCUCCGGAAAGAGCGUCCCCUGCCAAAGAUCGCCCCUGCCGGGAGCAUCAUCAGCCUGAAUGCAGCCCAGCUGGCGGCGGCGGCCCAGGCCAUGCAGACCAUCAACAUCAAUGGUGUCCAAGUCCAGGGUGUGCCUGUCACCAUCACCAACACCGGCGGGCAGCAGCAGCUGACGGUGCAGAAUGUUUCUGGGAACAACCUGACCAUCAGUGGGCUGAGCCCCACCCAAAUCCAGCUGCAGAUGGAGCAGGCCCUGUCCGGAGAGGCCCAGCCCGGGGAGAAGCGGCGCCGCAUGGCCUGCACGUGUCCCAACUGCAAGGAUGGGGACAAGAGGUCUGGAGAGCAGGGCAAGAAGAAGCACGUGUGCCAUAUCCCCGAUUGCGGCAAGACUUUCCGGAAGACAUCCUUGCUGCGGGCCCACGUGCGCCUCCAUACCGGCGAACGGCCCUUUGUCUGCAACUGGUUCUUCUGUGGAAAGAGGUUCACACGGAGUGAUGAACUCCAGCGGCACGCUCGCACCCACACAGGGGACAAACGCUUUGAGUGUGCCCAGUGCCAGAAACGCUUCAUGAGGAGUGACCACCUCACCAAACAUUACAAGACCCACCUGGUCACGAAGAACUUGAAGGGGUUCUGCUGCCCCACACUCGCCUCUCCUGAAGCCCUUGGCUCUGCCCUGGCCCUUGCCUCUCACCAGACCGGGGACACUGGCUCUGCCCAAUGAGACGUUCUAAACCAGGACGAGUGGGAACCUUUAUUUCCAAAGGAAAAACAUGAAUUUCACUCCAUCGAGGAGCAAAGUGAGUCCCCCUCCCCCCCCAACACUGCGAGAGUCGCAUCAUCGUGCCAUGCACCUCCCUGGCCCCAGCCACCUCAGAUGCCCCGGGCCCUGCACCCAGGGCACCAGCGGCAUCCACCUCCUGCGAGGCUCAAGAGGCCACCUCCACUCCACAUGCCCAGCCCCGCCACAACUCUUCUCCAGCACAUUCCAACUUUCUAUUUAAAAAUAAAACUACCACGGACUCCCCGAUCCCCCUUUUUCUAUGGAGAACGUUGCCUUAUACUCUAUUUCAGAUAAUGAACACUGUGUAUUGUGUGUGCUUUAAAGUUUUAUUUAAUUGCUCCCUUCCUCCUGUACUUGUUACUCACCUCCCCCAUGCCUGCUUUCAGUUUAGGGUUUUGGGAGGCAGUGAUGAGCAUAUGGGUUUUUUUCUCACUAGCAGUUCUCUUUUCUAAAUGACACAGCAUUUCAAUUUGAAUCUGGAUUCAGAUAAAAACUUCACACCCUGAACCUUGCCGCUCUCCCUUCAUCUCACCUACCCCUGCCGGCCCAAGCUCUAGUCAUGUACAGUGUAUAUUGUAUAAUAGACAAUUGUGUCUACUACAUGUUUAAAAACAUAUUGCUUGUUAUUUUUGAGGCUUUUAAAUUAAUAAACAAAAUACAACUUUAUUUUUAGUUGUAACUGCUUGAGGUAUGUUUUAUGAUUGACAGAUUUGUUAUCCUUUAUUAACGAUGUACUUGGUUCAGCAUUGGGCUGACAAAAAUUUUUCCUUGCUAAUAAAUUUAGUUGCCUGAGGCAAAAU